AUGAAGGUGGCGGCGCUGGAGCUGAGCUCCCUCCUGGUCAGACUGCGCCGUUCCGCCACGGAUCCCGGCCCGGCCGCCCCCAGCCUCCGCCCGCCCUCCGGAGGCAGCUGUACGCCGGCUGCCGGCGGGCGUUCCCCGCGACCGCUGCUCGCUGCCACGGAGGAGGCCGGGAGUUGGGCGGGCGGCAAGGCACUGCUCAUCACCCUGCCCGACAUCGGGGAGGAGGCGGUGGCGGAGAGCGAUGCCGAGGAGGCGGCGUGCAACUUGCGAAGCCCCAGGAAGGGACUAUCCAGAGGUUCUACAAAUCGGUAUCAUUCAGGAAAAAGUAGAGAAUCUCUUCCAGCAGUUUUUGAGAGAAAUGUGCAAGAAGCCAUCAAUAACUACAGUUGUGAAAUGCUUUCAUCAGUUUCAUCUAGUGGACAUGCAACACUCACAGACCUGAAUAAUUCUUGGUCUGGGAUAAAAAGCUGUACAACUGGUUUGUCUACUGAAAGAAGUUCUGUUUACUCUUGGAGGGAUGAUGAAUUUGACGAAGCCAACACACAGAGAGUGCAUCAGCUAUUCUGGGAUAUUGAUGAAAUGCUGUUUGAAGGAAAAGUGACCUCCCAAACUCAGAGCCUGCAGGCAGAAUGCGCAGACUGGGUUGAGCGAUCUCUUCAUCUAAGGGUUCUGGGAAAGCAGAUCCUGUCACCAAAGAAUGAAGGUUUUCAGCACUUUGAAAGCAGAAAUGAUAGCUCUGUGGAUACUAAGUGUUUACCUGGUCUUCAUGAAUGUACUAGUAACAUAAAAGAACUCUGCAUUUCUGGCUCUAAGCUGGUUCCUAAAGUAUCUCCAGUACAGAAAUCAAUAAGUUCAAAUUCCACUACGAUUUAUGGCACUGAGUUAUCCACGUAUUCAUUCCUGGAAGAAGAAAUCUAUGAUGCUGAUGGAAAAAUGGAAGAAUAUCUCGCCUUUGACAUCAAGGAGCUUGAUGAUGAGUGUUUGGAGCAAAAGAAAAUACAUCUUGCUGAGAAGAGGAGUAAGAAUGGCAUUCCUCCUGUUUCUCCAAUGGCUUGUAUCAGGGAUGCUGUGGCUUCUGAAAUAUUUGAUCAUUUAUGGAGUAAUGUAAUUGGAAUAUUGGAGAAACUGAUUAAAAAACAUUUGGAGACGAAUGUCACAGAGAGUGCCAAGCAGGCAGAGAAGCUGAAAGCUGUUACAGGUAAACUGCCAGCUGUUCGUGUUACAGCAGAUGUUGGCAGCAUCCUCCUUUCCAGAGGCUCUGAAGCACGAAGUGUGUCUUUUGGAUCUCAUUUAGCUUCAUCACAGGUUCAUCAUUUCUCCAGCAGCUUCUGUAGUGACUUGAAUGGAGUGAUGACAAUUCAGGCAAAACCACUCCAACAGAGGCACUUUGCUGCAGUACAAAAAAUACAGAAUGAACAAGAAGACAAACCACAUAGCAUUAGCUCCAGUGCUCCCAAUUCAGUGCACACUAGUCUGGGGAGAAUAGCUGAUAGCCAUGUUCUCUCAUCAUCUCGGGUACUGCUGGCAUCUGCUAGGAAGCUACCAAGCCAUCGUAGGUUACCUUCUCUCACUUCUGAUCAACUCUCCUCAAAAGCUCCUAAUAUGUACAAUGAUGAAAUCCUUAGGGGGACUAAAUUGGUUGCCAACUUGGAUCGUUUAUCUUCUGGAUCUGCACAUACAGCCCGAAACAAGUUACCACCAAUAAACUCGGAGGCUGUUAAACAGUAUCCUUUGGUUGUACCUCAGUUGCAACAGAGCUCUCAUCGAGGACAACAUGCUCAUAGCAGAAUCUCAAGUGCAGUACCUGGCAGUACAGAGCAACAGCCAGUCAGAGAACGAACUGUUACUGAUCGGUUUUCAAGGCCCAGUACAACUCAUACGUUCAGGACAGACAGAUCUCAGAAAAGAUCACUAACUCCCAUGGAUUUUUCUAAUCACAGAGGAACAAGUCAAGGAUUUUUAAUAGGCUCACAACAUUACUACAAAUCCUUUCAUAGAAAUCCUCUAACUUCACGGAGGAGGUUUCAGAUCACUUCUUAACGAAGUCUAGAAAGAAAGAGAAGCCCUCUGCAGUGAAUGGAAGACUAAAGCACUCUAUUUGCCAGAUAGUAUCUUGUUUGACAGUGAGCACAUGCAGUAUGCUGGUUACUGAUGAACCUUGUGAUCCUCCAGAAUAUCUGUAUUACCUUGUUUUGAAGUUGCCUAAAUCAGAUGUUAGAUUAAAAAAUAGUGCAAUAUAGAAUGAAUGCACUCUUUGCAGAGUUGAGAUGCUGCUAUACUUUCUUCUCAGGCAAUCCUCCUCUUUCUAUCUUUCCUUAUGGAGUUGUUAUUCUACCUGUAGAAGUAAAUAAGUUAUGUUUAUGCUGUGAAGUCCUGUUCCAACUUCUUUUUUUUUCUCAGUGUUAAAAAUGUUCUGGUCUACGCAGACAUCAGUUCUAUAUAGAACUUAUAAACAGGAGUUAGCUGCAUCUCCUAUUCAACUCCUGUUCCAACAUUUCUGCAUUUUUAUUGUCUGCUUAUUGCAGUUGCUCUCUUGUAAAUAUUUUCUGCCCUAAUUUUUCUUCUUCCUUUAAUUCUUUUGAUAUGAAAUUGUUUCACUGCUUCUUAAGCUGUUCUAUGUAUCAUUUGCUGUAGAACUGCUGGGACAAACUGUGGUUAUAGGAAACAAUGUUCUGUCAGGCCAAACAUAUUUGUAGAUCUUGAAUAAUUGCACCUGCUUGCUGAUGUGUGAGUAAGACAGUUUACCCCUUCUUGAGAUUUCUUAUAAAAUAUUGGCUGUUACUGUACAAAUUAGACCUGUUUUUGGUAUGCUAUCAAAAUGGGAAGAAGAAACUGGGGUUAUUUUCUGCCCAAAGAUCACAGUCCUUUCCAAGUCCCAGGCUAUUAAUACUGUGUGCAUGCAGUCAAUGAUUCCUCCAUCCAUCAUAGCCAGAAAUUUAAGUAGAUGUAGUAGAAAAGCUGUUGAAAACAAGGAAGAGAAAAAUUUAGUUAUUUGUCUGAAUAAUAAUUAAUAAUAGCAUCAGGUUCUUGUACUUGGAAACUAAUGCCAGUUCUCAUAACUUCUUUUUUAUGAAUAUUUGGAGCUUGGUAAUCCAAGACAAAGAGCUUGUAAUGUAUAUAUUUUAUAUCUGUACUGUUAAUAAGAUUACUGUUUGUAUAAAUGGUCAUCAAAU
Messenger RNA from Lagopus leucura (white-tailed ptarmigan), 3173 nucleotides. It is a transcript of the gene FAM149A, whose product is annotated as family with sequence similarity 149 member A. Lineage: Eukaryota; Metazoa; Chordata; Aves; Galliformes; Phasianidae. The transcript has 14 exons. Bases 1 to 2040 code for a protein of 679 amino acids. The record is from RefSeq and is a predicted model, not a curated record.